CUAGCUGGACUGCACUACACAUUGAGGGGAAAACGCGUUCUUGCAGCGCUAAACUCUUCACUGCACUGAAGAAAGAAGGCGUCUUUGCUCCACGUUUCGCUAGGAGUGAAGAGUUCCAGCGUAUUUCUCGAGCACCUCUAUGAGCCCGUAGCUGCUUUCAUCGGGACCGUGGCUCCCCAGGCGCCGUUCGCCUCUGUUUACCAGAGCCGGGGAGCAGCGCAGGGGCACGGGGGGAUUGUGAGGCCGCUGGAUCAACCCUGCUCGGGGCCGCGUUCGCCGCCUGCCCCAGCCUGGAGCCGCUGCCGCCGCCUGGGGCGCCUGCGCGGCGGCGCUGCCCGCCCCGCACGGCUCCGUCCUGGCCAUGGCUCUGCGGCUGCUGCGCGGCGCGCCCGGGGCAGCGAAGUCCUCACUUCUUUGCCACUCGCGAAGCAGCUCCAGCUCUAAGCCAGGAGGAAGAUCUGAACCUGCUAAGCAGCCACUAAAGAAACCAAAGUUACCAGUAGGGCGGUUUGAUGAACCAGAAGAGUCCAGUAUGGAGAAGGAGCCCCUGGAAAAAUUCCCUGAUGGAAUCAAUCCUACUACAAAAGAGAGGGGUGGACCCAGAGGCCCUGAACCUACACGUUUUGGAGACUGGGAAAGAAAAGGACGUUGUAUAGAUUUCUAAUAUUUAAAUAACUGUAUUGCCAAUAAAAUAUUUCUAGUUGCUGAAAAAUAUAAUGUACAGAAAAAAAUCUCACCUGGAUUUGUCAUGGAGCUUCUGUCAUGCCACCACAUUCUGUCAUGUGAUGAAUUUUCUUAAUAAUGCAAUGUAAUUAAACACAGUGCUGCAGCUCAGAUUAUGGAGCUGUUAGUGGCUCAAUAUCUGCCUGAUCUUUUAAUACUAUUUACACUGUGCAAGUAUAAGUGCAAGUAUAGUGGUAUGAAAUUGGUAGUCAGGAGCUUAUUGAGAUGUACAAGGGCUUGUAUUUCCUCAUGAAUGUAAAGAUUUAUGUGGUGUUGUAAAAGUUUGCAUUUCAUGAACCUGGAGACCAUUCAUCAAAGGUAGAACCAACUCUGAGGAGAUUAGUAGGUCACUGAUUUCACACAGUGGUUACCUGUGCCAGCAGUUAGGAAAGCAGCACUUAAGCACUUUUUUGGACCUGUCUUCCUGCUCUUCCCAGAUAAUUACUAUUAGCAAUUCACUGGAAUUUAGCAUUAGGGUAAGAAAAUGGCUUGGGGCAUUAGCUAUUAGAUCAGCCAUAGGUAUGCUUUUAUCAUAAAUACUGAUUGAUUUUUUUUUUUUUAGCUCUUUUUGUUAAUAUAAAGAGUGAAGAGCAGCAGGGGCUAUAUCCUAACAUUUCCUGUUAACUUUCUGUGAGACAAAGGAAAAUUGUUCUGUGUGUGUAAGCAAAUUCUUGCAGUACUGCAGGAUGCUAGCUGCUCUGUUUCGUUUUCUUUAAUAAAAAUCUGUACAUUGUAUUUCUGCAGUAGGUUUUCUCUUUUAAACUUGUUUCUGCUACUUGACAUAGAUGCAUUUGGUACAUUAUUAAAAUUAUGAAGCCUUUAUUGUUUGAAGGAAUUGCACCAUAAUUACUUUAUUUCAAAAUACAUGAACUUUCAAUUUACAGUUCAAGAAAAUAUUUGCUAUAUAUUGCCCUGUUUAGAAAGUAUGUAUUUCAGUGUUGAUUUUAUUAAAUUGAAACACAGGAUACAUAAUAAAAUCACAGUAAAAUUACCUGUGAUGGUAGCAUAUGUUUGUAAAGCACCAUAGAAUGUUGUUAUAAAUCUUUACUACAUUUUCAGUUGACUGCAAUAAAUGAUGACAAAUUCCA
Molecule: messenger RNA, 1811 nt
Organism: Vidua macroura (Pin-tailed whydah)
Lineage: Eukaryota; Metazoa; Chordata; Aves; Passeriformes; Viduidae
Gene: SDHAF4
Product: succinate dehydrogenase complex assembly factor 4
Exons: 4
Coding region: 362-664 (100 amino acids)
Biological process (GO): mitochondrial respiratory chain complex II assembly
Cellular component (GO): mitochondrion
Source: RefSeq, a predicted model, not a curated record